Molecule: messenger RNA, 879 nt
Organism: Ilex paraguariensis (yerba mate)
Lineage: Eukaryota; Viridiplantae; Streptophyta; Magnoliopsida; Aquifoliales; Aquifoliaceae
Source: the annotation of a GenBank genome assembly
AUGUUGGUCAAGCAAGCUCUUGAUAUUUUAAUGCCAGCACUUCCACGAAGAUUGCCACUUGGUGAUUCCCCUAUGCCAAUUUGGAUACGUUACACAAAAAAAAUCCUUGUCGAGGAAGGACACUCAAUUCCGAAUCUAAUCCACAUAUUUCAGCUCAUAGUCCGCCAUUCAGAUCUCUUUUACAGCUGCAGAGCACAAUUUGUGCCUCAGAUGGUGAAUUCACUCAGUCGCCUUGGAUUGCCAUAUAAUACUACUGCAGAAAAUAGGCGUCUCGCAAUUGAACUUGCUGGAUUGGUUGUCAGUUGGGAAAGGCAAAGACAAAAUGAAAUGAAAAUAGUAACCGACAGUGAUAUUCCUCACCAGAGUACCGAUGGAUAUAGCCAUGGGUCAACUGGUGUUGAUCCUAAGCGUUCGGUGGAUGGAUCUUCAUUUUCCGAAGAUCCAAGUAAGCGAGUAAAGGUUGAAGCUGGUCUUCAAUCCCUGUGUGUGAUGUCACCUGGUGGUGCCUCAUCAAUUCCUAACAUAGAAACCCCUGGAUCUUCUGGCCAACCUGAUGAAGAAUUCAAGCCGAAUGCAGCAAUGGAGGAAAUGAUCAUCAAUUUUCUCAUAAGAGUAGCUUUGGUGAUAGAGCCCAAGGAUAAGGAAGCAAGUCUCAUGUACAAACAAGCUUUAGAUCUCCUAUCACAAGCAUUGGAGGUGUGGCCAAAUGCUAAUGUGAAAUUCAAUUAUCUGGAGAAGCUGCUAAGCAGUAUUCAACCAUCUCAGUCAAAAGACCCGUCGACAGCUCUUGCACAGGGCCUGGAUGUCAUGAACAAGGUGCUGGAAAAGCAACCACAUUUGUUUAUCCGAAAUAACAUCAACCAGAUUUCCCAAGUAUGA